UCGUUUGAUUUUUUGUUUCCUGUGAAUCUUCUUCUCCAUCGUUCGAAUCGCCCACCUCCUCGCCUCCGAUCCGGUGAGUCUUCUUCUCCAUCAUCCUGAUUAUAUAUGAUUUUUGUUUCCUGUGUUCGAUUUCCUGAUUAAAAGACUCAAACUUUUAAAAUCAGAGCUUGACAAUUUUGAUUUUGUUUCCUAUGUUCGAUUAUUCUUUUUGCCGGAGCUCUGCCGGAGUUCUACAAAAGACCAGACACGUUCAGCCUCUCCUUUGUUUGAUGCUGAGAAGGGUUUCUCUUCAUCCUCAUCGUUAGACCCAAACGAUUCAUCGUGAGAAGGGUUUCUUGUGGUCUUUGGAGCUAUAGGAAGCGGAGCUAGCAGCGUUGUUCAACGUGCUAUUCAUAUCCCGAAACACAGGCUUCUAGCCUUGAAGAGAAUCAAUAUCUCCGAAAGGGAGAAAAGGCAGCAACUGCUUACAGAGAUAAGGACGAUGUGUGAAGCUCCUUGUCAUGAAGGACUUGUGGAUUUCCACAGAGCGUUUUAUAGUCCUGACUCGGGACAGAUCAGCAUAGCUCUUGAAUAUAUGGAUGGAGGAUCUCUUGCAGAUAUCUUGAAAGUAACUAAGAAGAUACCUGAGCCUGUUCUUUCGUCAAUGUUCCACAAACUCUUGCAAGAUGAGAAGAAGCUAAGAGAGGCGCUUCUAUUCGCAAAUGCUUGUGGAGCUAUUACUGUAACAGAGAGAGGAGCUAUUCCAGCUAUGCCCACCAUGAAUGCUGUUCAAGACCUUCUCUCUUGUUGGGGAGUGGUGUUGCAAACUGCAGAAAAUUGCAGGGUAUUUGCAGGAUCUUCUUUACAAUUUAAGCAAAGUAGGACAAGCCAUUGAGAACAAUGAUCUACCAGCUGCAGAUUAAUGGACCACCUUCAUUAUACGGCGGAGAAACGGAGCUGAUUCAAUACGGCGCCGCAUGGGACCAUUUUACCUCUUCAAGCUUCCCGUCACCGUCUGAUCAUUGAGAUAUAUAUAAAAACAAAAAGUUUUUUCUUGUAACAGUAAAAUAAAAUUUUUACUAACUGAACUCUCUAAUGGAUUUAGAUUGAUGUAGGCUCUUUAAAUCAGUGGCGAAGCUACAGCAAAGACAAUGAAUGUAUGUGCAUCCAUAUUUUUUAAAAA
This is a messenger RNA of Raphanus sativus (radish), 1162 nucleotides long. Its product is annotated as mitogen-activated protein kinase kinase 3-like. Lineage: Eukaryota; Viridiplantae; Streptophyta; Magnoliopsida; Brassicales; Brassicaceae. Gene Ontology annotation, biological process: MAPK cascade. The transcript has 5 exons. The coding region runs from base 482 to 874 and encodes 130 amino acids. The record is from RefSeq and is a predicted model, not a curated record. Gene Ontology annotation, molecular function: MAP kinase kinase activity.